AUGGCCCUAUCUGCGCUACCGCCGGAGAUUCUUAGCAGGAUAUGUCGCUUCAUCGUCGCGGAAGGUGGCACUAUCGUUCGUUAUCGUUAUACGCUUCCUCAAGACCUCAAGUCGUUCCGACUUUCUUGCAAGUCUUUCUACCAGAAAACGCUAUUCGACGUCGGGGUUCUCCACGGAGCAAUGCUAGACCACUUCGUGGUCGGUCUUACCUACAAAUCCCUCAGCGUUCUAUAUUCGAUUAGCAACGUUCCCUAUUUCCGAGACCGACUUCGCAAAAUCAGAUUCGAUCGGAGAUUCGUGGGCUGCUUCUCCGGGGAAGAGCAGACUGGCUUUGCGAGCUCUCCCGAGGCGGUUUACAUGAUGACAGAAAUCUUCAAGAAUCUGGCACAUUCGACCUCAUUGCUGAACAUCUAUCUCGAUGAAGAGAUGAACUAUCCCACCAUACUUGCCGCACUCAACCUCGCCUCAUUCCCCCACCAAAUCAUCAACGUAAUGGUGAAUCCCAGGGACUUCCGCCCAUUCUCGCACGAACGUUUCCUGAACCCUUUAACCGAGUCCCCGCAUCUCAUCUCGCAUCUCGAGUUCCAGGCUACUCCACAUGAAGAUCCCGAAGAUGUAGAGCCAGGGGAGAGAGAACGUGACGUCGCGCGCAACGAAUUCGGCCGCCACUACUCCGGCUACAAGCCUAUCACCCCUCCACUAUCACAACUAGCCGCGACACUCUCGGGAGUGGAAAGACUUACCUUCAACGGAUGCGGCAACAUGCCACGUCUACGACUGUGUCACGGAUGCGAGAAUAUAUGGGCCGGUAUCUUCGCGAAGAACACUUAUGCGCAUCUUGCCCAUUUGGAGCUCCGUGACGGUUACGUGAGUGGGAGUCGUCUGCGGGGCUUCAUCAAGCAACACGCGGGAACACUAGAGCAUGUCAAGUUUGAGUACAUGUUCCUGACCGACGGUACUUGGCGCUCAAUUGCUCAGGGCCUGCAGAAAUGUUCAACUCUCAAACAUCUGGACGUCGGCCCAGAUACUACCUCGGGUUGUUACAUGGGCUCUCUUCGUCAGAAACACGCUGCGCCACCUCUCGAAGCCAGCCUACCAAAGCAAUACGUCACUUCCCGUUUCAACAACUCAAUGAAGAUAUCAGACAAACCUCCAAACAUUAGAAUCAUACUGAAUAACCAAGAGGAUAUCACAAACUGGCUCGAUGUAUUCAUGAGAUACUUUGCUACCGAACAGGGCGAGGAAGGCAGGUGCUAUGAUCGCGAUGGCUUUACACUCCCGAUUUAUCACGAGGCACGUACUUUCUUUCUACCUCACCACAUGAAGGGUAAACCCGAUACUCGGUCACGGGCAAAGAUAGCUUUGGACAAGUAUCUCAAGGCAGACGAAGGAGCUUGA
This is a messenger RNA of Alternaria novae-zelandiae, 1398 nucleotides long. RefSeq lists its product as uncharacterized. The coding region runs from base 1 to 1398 and encodes 465 amino acids. The transcript has a single exon. The record is from RefSeq and is a predicted model, not a curated record. NCBI's taxonomy places the organism in Eukaryota, Fungi, Ascomycota, Dothideomycetes, Pleosporales, Pleosporaceae.